AUGGCCAGCGGACCCGACGCCUUUGUUGACUGUGACGAAGAGCAAGAUGGUGAGGUUGAGAACAAGCGGCCCCGCGCGACGGACGCCGACCUCGAGGACCUCAGGCAGCAUGUGGACAAUACCAAGGCCGAAGUCAAGCGCUCGCUCGCCGCGGUCCUGGCGGGCCUCGCUUCUGUCGGCAAUUCUUUCACCAGCCACUGCCAAACCCUCGACCUGCAGAUGGAAAGAAGAUUGAAUCAAAUCAAUGAAGAGAUCCGUGUGCAGAACACAAAGAUCACGGCACUCCAAGAAGAUGUACGUGACCUUCGGCAACUACUGGGUGCAGUUCGUGCUGAGAAGCCAGAAGUCACAGCUGCCGCGGCUGGUGGCAAUGGAGGCUUCGAGAGGAAGACCGACAGCACGAUCGUCACAUUGCGCACUAAGGAUGCCGUCCCCAAGCAGAGCGCUCUCGUUGGUUUCCAGCCUGUCCUGGAGACGGCCAACAUCCCGACCGAAGACGUGGACAUCGAAGGCGACCCUCUUUCGAAGAAGUUCCAGAUACGAUUCAAAGGUGCCGCAGGGUAUGCCACAAGAAGGGUCAACCAAACGUUGUCUGCCAUGCGCGCGCUGGGACCUCAAGGCGGCUGGAGGCAGCUCACGGCCAAGACGGCGACGAAUGGCGACGCGCCGACGUAUGUCAGCAGCGACAAGAACGCGUUCCAGAUCCAGCAUGAGAUCGGGCUCAAACGUCUCCGCGGUGGUCUCGAGGAGCUCUGCCUGGCAGGCGAUUCUAUAUGGAUAAAGUCAAAGGCGAGAUGCCUCAAUUGGGAAGUACUCGUUCGUCUCACCCCGAAGCCUGGUCAGUCCGAGCCCCCGCUGCUGGAGUGGGCCAAGAACCACAUCGAGGCCGCCGGCCUGGACAAGGCGCAGAUGGCCGCGAAGUGCGAGUCGCUUUUCUCGCAGGCCGCUGCGCCUGAGUGGUGUCUUUAG
Molecule: messenger RNA, 969 nt
Organism: Prorocentrum cordatum
Lineage: Eukaryota; Dinophyceae; Prorocentrales; Prorocentraceae
Source: the annotation of a GenBank genome assembly